AGCUAUAACAAAACUACAAGCACCAAACGACGGUGAAAUUAUAAGAACCAGUGAUGAAAAGAGCUACGACAAACUACAAGCACCUAACCAUGGCAAAAUCACAAGCUCCAACGCACUUGAAAUUACAAGUACCAAUGACUAA
Dentiscutata erythropus is the source of this 142-nucleotide messenger RNA. The record is from the annotation of a GenBank genome assembly. NCBI's taxonomy places the organism in Eukaryota, Fungi, Glomeromycota, Glomeromycetes, Diversisporales, Gigasporaceae.